Spinacia oleracea (spinach) is the source of this 2005-nucleotide messenger RNA. RefSeq names its product 1-deoxy-D-xylulose 5-phosphate reductoisomerase, chloroplastic. Gene Ontology annotation, molecular function: manganese ion binding; NADPH binding; protein binding. The record is from RefSeq and is a predicted model, not a curated record. Lineage: Eukaryota; Viridiplantae; Streptophyta; Magnoliopsida; Caryophyllales; Amaranthaceae. The transcript is spliced from 12 exons. Bases 292 to 1716 code for a protein of 474 amino acids. Gene Ontology annotation, biological process: isoprenoid biosynthetic process.
GUUUUACUUGCGUUUUAAGAUGGGCCACUGAACUCAGUGUUGUGCUAUAGCUGCUCUCUUAUCCUAUGCCAAAUAUAUUUUUCUACUUGAAACACCGCCCCAUUAAUUUCUCUCUCAAAUUUCUUCCCUUUUUUGUCAAUAAAUCACCCCCAAUAAAUUCAAUUAAAUAGGGGCAUUUCCCAAAUACAUUUUCUUUUGCUGAAUUGCAUUAUACCAUCAAAAAAUUGGUAAAAAGAAACUCAAUUUUUUUUAGUUCAAUUUUCUGGGUAUAGAAUUUGAAGCAGAGCUAAAAUGGCUCUAAAUUUCUUGUCAACAGCAGAGAUAAGAGCUAUUUCCUUUUUAGAUUCCUCUAAUUCUUCAACUCAGCAUCUUAAACUUAAAGGUAAUUUAUCUUGCAAAAGGAAGGACAUUCAAACACAUAGCAAAAAGAUCUGCUGUUCAGCGCAACCGGCUCGGGGACCACCCCCAGCCUGGCCCGGACGAGCAGUAGCAGAGCCUGAUCGCAAGGUUUGGGAUGGUCCGAAGCCUAUAUCUAUUGUUGGAUCUACUGGUUCUAUUGGUACUCAGACAUUAGAUAUUGUUGCAGAAAAUCCAGAAAAGUUUCGAGUUGUUGCACUCGCUGCUGGUUCAAAUGUGACUCUUCUUGCUGACCAGGUCAAGAGAUUUAAACCCGAAUUAGUUGCUAUUAGAAAUGAGGCCUUAAUUGGUGAACUCCGAGAAGCUUUAGCUGAUGUCGAGUACAAGCCAGAAAUUAUUCCAGGCGAGGAGGGCGUAAUUGAGGUUGCACGCCACCCAGAUGCUGCUACGGUAGUUACAGGGAUAGUUGGCUGUGCAGGACUGAAGCCUACAGUGGCGGCUAUUGAAGCAGGCAAAGACAUAGCUCUAGCUAAUAAAGAGACCCUCAUUGCUGGUGGUCCUUUUGUGCUUCCUCUUGCACACAAGCAUAAUGUGAAGAUUCUCCCAGCUGAUUCUGAACAUUCUGCAAUAUUUCAGUGUAUCCAAGGAUUGACAGAAGGAUCUCUUAGACGUGUAAUAUUGACCGCGUCUGGUGGAGCAUUCAGGGAUUGGCCUGUGGAGAAACUAAAAGAAGUAAAGGUAGCAGAUGCAUUAAAACAUCCUAACUGGAGCAUGGGGAAGAAGAUUACAGUGGACUCCGCUACCUUGUUCAAUAAGGGACUAGAAGUUAUUGAAGCCCAUUACUUAUUCGGUGCUGAAUAUGAUGACAUCGAGAUCGUGAUUCAUCCACAAUCAAUCAUCCAUUCGAUGAUUGAAACACAGGAUUCAUCAGUCCUCGCACAGUUGGGUUGGCCUGAUAUGCGAUUGCCUAUAUUGUACACAUUAUCGUGGCCUGAUAGAAUAUACUGCUCUGAGAUAACUUGGCCUCGCCUUGAUCUCUGCAAGCUUGGGUCGUUGACGUUUAGAGCUCCUGACAAUGAGAAGUACCCGUCUGUGAAUCUGGCUUAUGCUGCAGGACGUGCUGGAGGCACUAUGACAGGGGUUCUUAGUGCAGCUAAUGAGAAAGCUGUUGAGAUGUUUAUAGAUGAGAAGAUAAGCUACUUAGAUAUCUUUAAAGUUGUGGAGCUAACAUGCGAUAAACAUAGGAACGAGUUGGUGGUGUCGCCUUCAUUGGAAGAAAUCGUGCAUUACGACCUCUGGGCACGGGAUUAUGCUGCCAGUUUGCUGCCUUCUAUAGGCUUGAGUCCAGUCCCUGUCUAAAACUACCAACAACUUCAUGAAUGAAAUACUUUGCAUCUAAGAAUUUUGCAUAGUUUUCUGUAUUGAUUAGAUACACAUUGAUCUGCCUGAAAUUUGUAGAGUAAAUUUUAGCUUAGAAAAGCCAAUUUCUGUAUAAACAGGCUGAAAAGUGUGGUGAUUUCCGAGUAGGAGGAUCGAGGAUAACGGUGAAUGUAAUAAUGCAGCAUUUCUGGUGGCUCUGGGAUUAUACAUUCUGUAAAGUGCAGUUUAAGUAGUAAAUACCUUAUUAUUAUUGCAGCAUUGCUGAUGA